Torulaspora globosa is the source of this 1479-nucleotide messenger RNA. It is a transcript of the gene WHI2, whose product is annotated as Whi2p. The record is from RefSeq and is a predicted model, not a curated record. The coding region runs from base 1 to 1479 and encodes 492 amino acids. Lineage: Eukaryota; Fungi; Ascomycota; Saccharomycetes; Saccharomycetales; Saccharomycetaceae. Gene Ontology annotation, molecular function: RNA binding. Gene Ontology annotation, cellular component: nucleus. The transcript has a single exon.
AUGGAGAACGUUAUCACACAGGUAUCGCAAAACAACGGUGCUGCAAGCAAUUUCUUGUUAAAGGAACAGCAACAUGGACAAGGCUACACGGACAAUGGGGACGAAGACAAUGCCAACUCGUUGAUCCAUUUGAAUAUCCAGGAAAAUCACUAUUACAUAACUCGUGACCAGCUGAUGUCUUUGCCGGAGUCCUUGUUGCUGUGUCUGUUCCCGUCGGGUGUGUUCUUGGACCGGCAGGGACAGGUGAUCUCGAAUCUGAUGCCGAACGAUGAGGUUUACGUGUCGAAUUUUCCACCAGACUGUUUCGAGUAUAUCAUGGAAGUCUACUCCAAAGCAUACGAGGACCUGAUCAAUUUCCCCGUGCAUAAGCUGAACGACAGGGCGUCGGCGCGCAAGGAUGGCGGCCUUUCGUCAGCAGCCAGAGGGUUCUUUUCCUUUGGUGGUUCAGCAUCUCCAGGGAGCGGCAGCAGCACAGAGAACGAAAUCUUGCACGAGAAGCCCACAAUCAUCGUGCUAAGGGAAGACUUAGAUUAUUACUGUGUUCCCCAAAGCGAUUUCGAGUUCGAUUCGGACGAGAGCAGUGAUGAUCUCCUAUACCAUGUGAUGGCCCAAGUGAAAGCAGCUGCAGGCAGCUACUUAACUGCGAAGGCCUCUAUCUUCCAGGGACUGUACUCUUCCAACAGGCUCAAGAAGCAGAAGGACGGCAAGAACAACUCGAACUCCAAAGAAAGAACCCUGGGGCCCGCCGAGCAACAUCUACUGGAUAUGCUUUGUUCGUCGGGGUUUGCGAAGGACUCCCGAUGGGAAAACAGAACCCAAGAGCCGGGCAAGACAGUGAUCAGCUCGCUGUCGCUAUGUCGGAUUGUCAACGAGACCACAGAGGAAUUCAGGCAGAAGUACCACGCGGCGAGGGCAAAAUGGGAACAAGAGGUCAAAGCCGCUCAGGAAAACACAAUAACGCCCGUGGGAUCGAGCGUGUCGCUGAACUCGCUCUCCAGGACGACCUCCCGCAACAAUCAAGCCAUAAACGCGCUGUUGCCCACCAAAUCCGCGUCCCAAACGUCGAUUGCGUCGCACGGCCGCCCCGUCGUAGAGAAGCGCAAAUCAAGACUCUCCACGCUCGCCGACAACGUCCGCUCCAGAUCUUCCUCCGCCCAGAGAUCCAGCUCCAAGACAAGACACCCUGAACCGCCAAGACUCUACGACCUGGUCCCGCGCCCAGACAUAAACCCAAAGCUACUGCUCUUCUGGAGAAAGCCCGCCCGUAAGUGCUGGUGGGGCGAAGAAAAGAUCAACCUGGAGGUGCAAGUGUACGGUUCUUGGGCCACCAACAAAGACAACCCAGACAAGAAAGUGCGUACGUUAAGCCUCAAGACCCCGAAGGACCCCGAGGACGGUCUCAACAAGAUAUCUAUCCCGGUAAGGCUACACAUCCGUCGCGUAUGGACUCUAGAGCUAAGUGCUGUCGGCGUCGAGUAA